AUGUCUGAAGGGUCCACCAUUGCUCGUCCUGCUUCCGCUCAUCUCCAACCGAGUCGUCGCACCGUGUCUCCCAUUCACUCUCAGCAACCUGCGCCCGUGACAGCCAUGUCUACCCACCCAGACAAAUCCGCAGCAAAGUUUGGCCAUGCUGACCGUAUCCGUGGCGGCUGCAUCCCAUGCCCCGACGGGAGCAUCUGUUAUAUCAUCCCUAUACCUUGCUGCUGCUGA
This is a messenger RNA of Dichomitus squalens LYAD-421 SS1, 228 nucleotides long. RefSeq lists its product as uncharacterized. Bases 1 to 228 code for a protein of 75 amino acids. The transcript is spliced from 2 exons. Lineage: Eukaryota; Fungi; Basidiomycota; Agaricomycetes; Polyporales; Polyporaceae. The record is from RefSeq and is a predicted model, not a curated record.